AUAUGGGCGCUAAAGUUGUAGAAAUUGUUCUCCCUACGGGAAAAUCAGUCAGGAUUUUAAAAUGGAAAGUCAAGGAAGGAACUAUUGUGUCUGUUGGACGUGUAAUAUUGCUAUACGAUAUAAAUCCCAACAAUGGGAAAGAAGAGCAAAAGAAAUUAAAGGCAAAUCAAGUUGGAACUGUGCGCAAGCUGUUAGCCAAGGAAGGUGAAAUUGUACAUCCAGGAGAUGUCCUGCUGCAGCUAGAGGAAUGCACACAUCCAACAGUGAUGAAGGACAUGUGUGCCGAGUGUGGCGCUGACUUGAGGAAGCAGGACCAGACUCUGCAGAAUGCUUCCAUCCCAAUGGUCCACAGCAUUCCAGAGCUCAAAGUCAGCAAAGAGCAAGCUCAGAUCCUGGGGAAAGCGGAUGAAGAACGCUUACUGAAAGAUAGGAAGCUUGUCCUAUUAGUGGAUCUUGACCAGACAUUGAUCCAUACGACAAACGACAAUAUACCUGCUAAUUUGAAGGAUGUAUACCACUUCCAACUUCAUGGCUCAGGGUCACCAUGGUAUCAUACGCGGCUACGACCUGGCACACAGCAGUUCUUAAGUGAGAUGAGCAAAUAUUAUGAGCUCCACAUCUGCACGUUUGGGGCUCGUAACUAUGCGCACAUGAUAGCCAUGUUCCUUGAUCAGGACGGGAAGCUCUUCUCUCAUCGUAUCCUCUCCCGAGAUGAAUGUUUCAACCCAAAUUCCAAGACUGCUAACCUGAUGUCGCUUUUCCCAUGUGGGGACAACUUGGUUUGUAUCAUUGAUGACAGAGAGGAUGUAUGGAACUUUGCUCCCAACCUGGUCCAUGUGAAGCCGUACCAUUUCUUCCAGCACACCGGUGACAUUAAUGCUCCUCCUGGUCUUGCCAAGUGUGAGAAUGACGAGAAGGAAGGUUUCGACUUCACUGGAAUAUCGGACACUAAAGAGCAGAAUUCAGUAAAAUGUGAAGUGAAGGAAAAUGGCGAAGUGAAGGAAUCCGGUGGAAAGUGUCGAACGCAUGGGGGGGAAAGCGAACGGGAGGAGGGUGAAUUAAGUGAAGACAGUCGACUGGGGUCUGGCGACAGCGCUAAUGGUUGUGUUAAGAAGAAGAGUGUGUCGAAGCCCUGCCCAGAAACUAACACAAAACUGGGGGAGAACCGGACGAAGGAAAGUUUUGGAGAUGCUGAACAAGGGGCUGAGUUGAGUAAGGAGGAUGUAAGUAUGGACGCUGAGAAGCAGGAGGGGGACAGAACGGCUUCAGGUGAUCUGACUUGUGAUCUGGACCUGUCUGAUGAAGAGGAUUCUCCGCAGUCUAAAGCUGUAGCUCUUGGGGAUAGUGAAACAAAACCAUAUAGAACUGCUGCAAGAGAACUUCCAAAGGAGGUAGAUAAGGGGGAGGAGGCUAUUGAGAGUGGAAGAAACCCUCAGGGAAGCGGGGAAGUGGUUGGAGAUACAGGUGGAGGGGAAAGUAAAGGAGGGGGAGAGGAUGAUUUGGUAGAAGUGGAGGACAGAGACGAUUACCUUAUGUACCUGGAGGAGAUCCUCAAAACAGUGCAUAAAGCUUUUUAUGAUCUCUAUGAUGAGUUGAACAGUGAAGUUCCAGACCUUAAAUCCGUGAUCCCCUAUGUGAGAUGUAAAGUGCUGGCAGGGACCAGUCUUGUGUUCAGUGGGCUUGUUCCGACGCACACUCCGCUUGAGAAGAGCAGGGCGUAUCUAGUGGCACGGUCUAUGGGAGCUCAGGUGACGCAGGACUUGACUCCAGAAACUACGCAUCUUGUUGCAGUAAGGCCUGGGACAGCUAAGGUGAAUUCUGCACGUCGAGUGGCACGUAAUGUCACUAUUGUUACACCUGACUGGCUCUGGUGCUGUGGAGAACGGUGGGAGAAAGUUGAUGAACGUCUGUUCCCUUUAUUGCGAGGUGGGGCUGCAAACAGACACCCACCAGCCCACUGUGGCAGCCCCGAGCACAUCCCUACACACCAGCAACCAGCACCAAGACGACGCACACCUAGUGGAAGGUUCAUGGACACCAUAAACCCUCUCAUGUCUUUUUCCUCGGAGGACAUAGCGAACAUGGAUAGAGAGGUGGAAGACAUCUUCAAUGAAUCAGAGAGUGAUGGAGAAGCUGACAAGACAGCACCUCAGCAGGACGAAGUGGGCAAAAGUCGAACGCAGGAUGUGGAGUCGGCUGAUGAGUCCAGUAGUAGCUCUGCUGACACUUUGUCAGGUGAACAUCCACAUGGCUGGGGCGAGUCGAGCCCAUCAAAACGUAAGCGACCAGCAGCUGGAACAUGUACCGAAUCGGACAAUGAGGAGGAGGAUGAGGAAGAUGAUAUGCCGAGCACAAAGUUCCGUCGUGGGGAGGCACUGCCAAGUGACCUGGACUUUGGAGAUGAUGAUGAUGAUGAUGAUGAUGAUAAUAAUAGUUGUGGCAGUGAUGAGCCUCCAGAUGAGAUUGAUGAUGGAGACUGGAACAUGAUGGGUGCUGCCCUCGAAAGAGAGUUUCUCUCGGGUAAUGGUGACUGAAGUUGCUUUACCAUAGCACAGGGUGUGUGGUGUACAAGAUGUGAGUCAUUUGGUUGAGUGGUUCCCAACAUGUGAUUCAAAUAAAAUGUAUGGCUCAUCAAGAUAGCAUCAAGUCUGAUCUCAUAUGACAAACCCAGUUUGUAACUACUCCUUGUACAAAUAUAAAAACUGGCUGAUAUUAUGUGGAAGAGGCCCAUGAAGCCAUAGAUUGCUCUGUGCUCUCAUGAGUCAGUAAGCUUUGCAAUGAAGGUGUAGUUAGUGUCCGACGUUUCUGAUCUGGCAGCAAGUGCAGACUGCUGAGGAAAUGGUAGGAUGAGGCAGUCAUGUAGCAUACUGAUUCCACCUUCGCACAGCUGAUCACCUGUAAAGAUUCCAUUGUAUGCGGUUGUUGUGAAAGCUUUGAAUCAUAAUUGAUAAGCUUUGCUUCCUGCAUUCCUUGUUCCAAAAUUUAUGCGUGGAAAGAAGUGUUGGAUGGUAAGUUAUGCCAGUAGCAUUCUAAACAGUUUGCAGACUGUAACAGUACUAUCAUUUUGUGAGUGAUAGCACAAAACAAGCAAUGCUACAUGCUUGGCAUACUCUUUGGCCCUGAAGAUGGAAGCAGUAUUCUCCUCCAGAAUACAUGGCAUCACAUUCCAGAAGACAGUCUUUCAAAUUACAUAAUUUUAAUGUUGCUGAGAUUGCCUGAAUAAGGUUCUUAGAGACACAAGAUGUGUAAAAUGAACAGCAAAUGUUUUAUUUGAGAAAUUACCUUCUUGCAGGCCAGCAGAAGGGAGGUGGAAAUGCAUAUCUCUACUUAUCUGUGUUCUGUAAACUGAAGGUAAACGCGUUAACAGACUCAUAUAAAACAUAUAUUUCACUGUAGCAGUACUGGAUACUUGUAAAAUUAUAUUAUGUAGGUCAUCCAGAAAGUUAAGACUGUUUGGUGACUAAAGAAAUAUAAACAAAAUAAAAAAAAAUUUCUCAUUAGUAUAAACCUUAAAUCAUUUUUCUAUAUAAUGGCUAUGAAGAUUCAAGUACUUGUAUUGUGUGAUGAUUUUCCAUAUGCCACAAGUCCAUUGAACCAGUCUUUAACCAUCUUCACUUCUUUACUGCUACGCGUGUGUACAGCCCAGAGGCUGCUUCAGGUGUGUGAACAAGUGAAAAUCAGAUUGAGUCGGGACCAGGCUGUAGGGAGGAUGGGAAAAAAAUAUCCCAGUCAAAGUGUAGGCGCUAGUGCUAUGUGCAAACGGUCUUUACUUUCUGAAUGACCCUCGUACAAGAAAUGGUCAGUUUUUGGAGCCACCUUUUUUUUGCAUUUGGCAUAGAUGGGUUCUUGGUCUGAAAAUGCUAAGACUAGGGCUCGCCAUGUUUUCUGUUCUGGGACGUUAUACCUUCAACAAGUUUACUGCAACUGAUUUUUAAUAGCUAUUCGUCCCAGGCCAAAUGACGAAACAAUGUUGUGUGGAUUGUGGCAGACACUGGUGAUGAUUGUAAUGCCUACAGACCAUAGCAGACACUUCCCUGGAGAUCGCACAGAACCAAUGGACACAUUAAGCAAAGCAUUGCAGAGCAGGAACUAUCCCCAUCUUGGUACAAGAUGAAGAGUCUAGGAGACACUGGUGUUUGCCAUGGCAGCUGCCAUGUUAAAUAAUACAAAAAUAAGUGAUAUACUCUUAAUUUAUAUAUAAUGAAGUACACAUUCAUGUAGCA
Molecule: messenger RNA, 4223 nt
Organism: Cryptotermes secundus
Lineage: Eukaryota; Metazoa; Arthropoda; Insecta; Blattodea; Kalotermitidae
Gene: Fcp1
Product: RNA polymerase II subunit A C-terminal domain phosphatase
Exons: 9
Coding region: 3-2534 (843 amino acids)
Cellular component (GO): nucleus
Molecular function (GO): RNA polymerase II CTD heptapeptide repeat phosphatase activity
Source: RefSeq, a predicted model, not a curated record